Poecilia latipinna (sailfin molly) is the source of this 978-nucleotide messenger RNA. RefSeq names its product oocyte zinc finger protein XlCOF19-like. The annotation marks the transcript as partial. The record is from RefSeq and is a predicted model, not a curated record. Gene Ontology annotation, biological process: regulation of transcription by RNA polymerase II. Lineage: Eukaryota; Metazoa; Chordata; Actinopteri; Cyprinodontiformes; Poeciliidae. The transcript is spliced from 2 exons. Gene Ontology annotation, molecular function: DNA-binding transcription factor activity, RNA polymerase II-specific; RNA polymerase II cis-regulatory region sequence-specific DNA binding. Gene Ontology annotation, cellular component: transcription regulator complex; chromatin; PcG protein complex.
GCUCGUAUUAUCCAGAAGGGGGCGGUAAUGCAACGAUGUGAAUGCCGACGGUCAUAAAAUCCCAAAGAAGAAGAAUAGGAGGAAGAACAACAAGAUGGCGCAUAGUUUGUUUUGCUGAAUUUUUCGACAGUUUGUCUAAAGUUUCUCAACGAGCACAAUGAACUUUCACAGAGUUUAAAGGAAUCAUCGUCAAGUCGGAGGAAGAGAUGGAUGAUAAGCGCAGACUGCUGGAUUUCUCCCGGAUUCCCCGGAUAAUUUUACACCGAAUAGAUUGCCAACAACAUAACAUUUACAAGGAGAAGCUAUGUAAGCAGGAGAGGAGAUCCACUCUGGACCAGGAGGAGUCAGAACCUCUGCAGGUGAAACAAGAACAGGAAGAACCAGAAGAUCAGCAGAUAAAAGAAGAGCAGGAGGAUCUAGAACAUGAGCAGAUAAAAGUGGAAGAGAAAGAAGUUUACUGCAGUCAGGGUGAAGAACAGAUUGAGCUAAAACAGCAGACUGAUACCUGCAUGGUGGUUCCUGUUGAUGAACAAACAUCCCACACUGAAUCAGAACCAAACAGGAACCAAGUCAUCUUCCAGGAAGCUGCUGAGUCUGAGAACCAAAAUCAGGAAAGAAGAAAACCUUUCUCAUGCGAGACCUGUGAAAAACGUUUCACUGCCAUAUCUACUCUCAAUCGUCAUAUUAGAAUUCACACGGGUGAAAAGCCAUUUUCCUGUGUGACCUGUGGAAAAAGAUUUAGUCGAAAACAGCAUUUAACUCUGCACAUGAGGAUUCACACUGGUGAAAAGCCAUUUUCAUGUGUGAACUGUGGAAAAGGUUUUAGUCGAAAACAGCAUUUAACUCUGCACAUGAGGAUUCACACUGGUGAAAAGCCAUUUUCAUGUGGGAACUGCGGAAAAGGAUUUAGUCAAAAACUGAGUUUAACUCGGCACAUGACGAUUCAUACUGGNACUCUGCACAUGAGGAUUCACACUG